Ostrinia furnacalis (Asian corn borer) is the source of this 2015-nucleotide messenger RNA. Its product is annotated as calphotin. The transcript is spliced from 8 exons. NCBI's taxonomy places the organism in Eukaryota, Metazoa, Arthropoda, Insecta, Lepidoptera, Crambidae. Bases 917 to 1858 code for a protein of 313 amino acids. The record is from RefSeq and is a predicted model, not a curated record. Gene Ontology annotation, molecular function: translation activator activity. Gene Ontology annotation, cellular component: cytosol. Gene Ontology annotation, biological process: regulation of translational initiation.
GGGUCGCGCGACGGGCCCUCGGCUCGCCAGUCGGCACACCGCCCGGGCGGGCGCCACACGACCGGAAUCUGCGCGAGCGGCGAGCGACCACGCGAACAAAAAUAAUUUCAGUGAAAUAAACACAUUCGCCAACGAACGCUGUAACAUGCGAGCGCUAGAUUCUGUGAAAAUAAUUCGAGCAAAGUGAACGAGUAUCGAGUGCAGAACACGAACGACUGACGGUGCACAACGAGAGAGCGAUUACUGCCUCUCCCACGAAACGAUUCGAGUCUGGAGCUGGAGACUCUUCGGCCCCUCGAAAUAUAGUAGAGAUCGCUCGGUGACUGUCAGGCACAUACAAUCCUGCACUGCUCUUGUACUGUACUUAGUCGUACGCUAAACGAACAAAUCGAAAAACCUCCAUCUCUCUGUGGCCACGGCAGAUGGAGCCAAAAAACUAAUUUAUAUAUGCAUAUAUAAAUCGGAGAAAAGUGAUCUCUAACGUGACGUCACAAUAAGCAUUGUGAUUUUAACUUUUAAAUAAUUAUAUAGCUUGGUUUACUACUCGCAUUUUUGUGUAUAGCCCGUUUUAUAGCAAUUUUAUUGAACUUUGUAAAUAGUAAAAAAUAUAUUUAACAAAAAUAAAAAAAGAGUGUGACAUUGUGUAAAAGUAACUAUAAUACUAGUCAUUCAUCUAGUGUAUUUAUUUUGUUAAAUGGGUCUUGUAAUCUAUAGUUAGAAUAAAAUAACUAUUGAUUAGAUCAAACUAUUUAUUGAACAGUAAUUUAAGAGAAAACUGAAAACAAAAACGCCAGAGCGCAAUAAUUUACCAAAGAGUUUCACUUAAAAAAAAAAACAAAAGCGUGUGUUAAUCUGUGGAGCAAAAAGUUAGUGAGGAUCCAUUCUUGCUGGAAAAUAUAAUCUGUGAUUGAGCAAGAUGCAGACGCAAGUGGGAGUGGGCAACGGCAACGAAUUGCAGCGUAGCUACAGGAUGCAGGACUUCGCGUCGCCUGGCGUCAUCAUGCGCGAGCGCAGCUUCAUACGCCCGCAGUCGCACCACAACAUGCACCACAAUCAGUUUCCCAACAAUGGAAAGCGAAGAAGCAUGAUCUUGACCAAUGCUAAAGGGAAGCCCACACUUGAGAUUUAUAGACCUCCAGGUGUCCGCACAGACGCCGCGCCAGCCGGAGCCGCGCCGACCAACAAGCUGAAUGUCCACGCCAAGGAGUUCACCAUGGCCAAGCCGAGCGACCUACAGAAUAGGUCGGCAAUGGGCCUAGGGUACGCGAGCGUGGGCCUGCAGCACUCGCGGUCGGCGGUGCUGCACGCGCAGGUGCCACCGCACUACCGGCCCGUCAUGCCGCCGCACGUGCUCAACAGCGACGGCAACGGGGCGCACGCGCAGGUUGGCCCUCGCGUGCACUUCAAACUCCAGCCACAGCAAGGCGUCGUCGCGGAGAAGAAGAAAUCCCCGCCGUCUUCCCUGACCAACGGCAACGGGAAAAGCGUCAGGCCUCAGUCCUUCACUCCCGGUCUGAAGCGGUCCAAGUCGCUGACGUCAGCUGACGCGCUGGCCAGUGGCAUGGCAGCGCUGGGACUGGCGGCCGACGCAGGGGAUCUUGGCACUUUCCCGCCAGAGAUACAGGAGUGCAUCGAUAAGGCUCUUGAAGAUCCGAACGCAGUAAUGGCGCGCACACUAAUGGACGCCGUUGGGCACCUGGUGUCGCGCGCGGUGGAGUCCCCGCGGUACGCGCUGCCGGCCGCGCGCCGCUGCAUCGCCGUGGUGGAGCGCGAGACGGGCGAGACCUUCCUCGAGUCGCUGCUCAACACGUGCCAGCAGUGGUACCACGACCGCGACAAGGUGAGCGGGAUAUGCUGAGACAUAGGUACUGUGCUGUGACAGCGAGGCACACUGUGCUGUGACAGCGAGGCACACUAGGCCGCCGGGGGCACCUGGUGUCGCGCGCGGUGGAGUCCCCGCGGUACGCGCUGCCGGCCGCGCGCCGCUGCAUCGCCGUGGUGGAGCGCGAGACGGG